Molecule: messenger RNA, 6265 nt
Organism: Arachis stenosperma
Lineage: Eukaryota; Viridiplantae; Streptophyta; Magnoliopsida; Fabales; Fabaceae
Exons: 2
Coding region: 142-2076 (644 amino acids)
Source: RefSeq, a predicted model, not a curated record
AGUGGGAGAGGCAAGGAGAGAGAAGAACACAUUAACACAGAGAGAGAAAGAAGAAAGAUAGACCACCUCACUUUCCUCUUUCACCAUUUUCCUCCUUCUUUCUCCUCCUUCUUCUUCUUCUCCUCUCUUUCUCUCUCUACCAUGAAUUCAAGCAAAACAGAGGAAGAAGACCUCUUCCUCCCGGACCACCACCAGAUCCCACCUUCCACCACCACCACCACCACCGCCACCACCUACCCCUCCACCUUCUCCCUCCUUUUCCCUCCAUCCCCAUCCCCUUCCCACUCCCCUCCAUCUCACUCCAGCUCAGACCACUCUCCCCCGCACUCCCCUCGGCCCCAAGCCCAAGACCAAGACCAAGACCAAGACCAAGACCACCACUCCAAAACCCUAUCUUCCUCCUCCUUCUUCAUCUCCCCUGAACCCCACAUCUCAUCCCAAUUCUACACCUUCAACCCCGAAUCCCACUCCCUCAUGAUCCACUCCCUCCUCCACCACCGCCUCCCCUCCGCCGCUGAGAUCGUCGCCGCCACACCUCGCUCUGUCCUCAAAUCCUGGCGCACCGUCUGGAAGGACCGAAACGAAGAAACCGCCUACCUCACAGCAUGGAAGCGAAUCCAAGACAAGCUCCAAACUCAUCUCGACCCUAACGGUAACCCUUUUCUGUGCUUCAAGAACAACACCAACCAGUUUGUUUCUCACAUUAAUCAGUGGCAAGACAUAGUUAUGUCCUCACAUGGCGACACCGAUCUCAGGCACUUUAGUUUGAAAGAGACCAUUGAGAGGAUCAAGCAAAUGUGGACCGUUGGAGCUAAAUUCUAUGGAAUUCCCGAGAGUUACAUUAGGGUUUGUGUUGCGGCUUGUCCGGUGUGCUCGUCGGGGGAAGGUGGCGGUGGCGGUGGCGGUGGUGGUGGAGCUGGCUCCAGGAGCAAGAGGAGAAGGUUUGAGUAUACUGAGAGCUUUGACGUGCCAGCAAAAGAGGUGCCUAGUAGGUUGCAGCAAUUGGCGACGAAGCACAAGGUUGUGUUGUGUAUUAGGCAGAAGUAUAUUAGGUAUAAGCCGUUUAUGGCGGAGGUGAAGGAUUAUGCGUGCCAUAGGGCUGGUGAGCCGGCAGCGAAGAAGUCCAAAGUUUUGAAGAGGGAGCCUUAUGCUUCUAAGAGGUGUGGGUGUGGGUUUAGGAUUAGGGCAAUAGUUCCAAUCACGAAUUACAAUGAGAAGGACAAGAGUUUUGUGUAUCAAGAGGAAGGGAUGGCGGUUUUUAAGCUCUAUGCCGUGCAUUCAGGGCACGAGCCGGGGCCUUUGGAUGGGAAUGCUAGGAUUAUGCAUAGGGUUGUUGGGCAUAAAGGAGGGUAUUUGAUGGAUCAGGAGAAUGUUUAUGGGGUUAGUGAGGACAUGGAGAGUGAAGGGUUUGGUUUGAUUAGGGGAAAUGAUGAUGGGGAUUUGCAGUUUUCGGUGUUGCAGCAGGUGCAGGAGUUGAGGACUGAGGUUGCAAUGCUGGAAGGGAAGGUUUCGAAGAUACCAGGUGAGUUGCUGGGAUCGGUUUCAAGGGAGUUGUUUGAUAUUGUGAAUAAGAUUAGGAGUAUAGGGGAAAUUGAGGGGUUGAAGCCUAUUGGGUUGAUUUCUGAUAAGUCGCACGAGGAUGAUGUCUUGGUUGGGGAUAAUGAUCUCACAAAUUGGAGUAAUCACCAUGAUAGGAUCUAUGGGGAUGGCAAGGAUACUGAGCUGAUUGAGGAUGAUGAAGAUAGUUUCGGCCGCACUUUGGGGGAAGUUGUUUCUUGGGACCAUAUGAGAGCAGAUUGUAGGAGUCAGAAAGAUCUUAUAAGCGAUAGUUGCAAGCCUGAGAAGUGGUUGAAGUGCAGUGAUUUUGAUGAGAAAGGCAUCCUUGAUUGUGAGGAUACUAAACUAACCAAGCCCAUGAGGCAUGACGAAUCCAUAGUUUCGGAUGUAGGCGGCCUUAGCUGUAUACAGGUCGAUAGUUUCUAUCAAGACAAUACUAAGUGGUAUGAUUCUCCUUGUGGCUUGGAUACUGGUGCUGAUUGUGGAGAUAGUGGAUUCUGUCAUGAAGAGAUUUUAUAGCUUUCCAUGUACAUCAGAGUUAAUCCACACUAACUUAGGGAUCACCGAUCAGAUUCCACUGAGGCUAUUUAACCCCCUUUCCAGCGAAACAGAAGUGGGAUUGUAUAUUUAUGUAUACAGAAGAUUGGAGCCGCUCACAUGCUUUUAGGUGUAUUUAUUAGUGUGGUUCUGUAAAGUAUGACCGGUUUAUGCUUCUUUUUGCACAUAACUUCAUUAUGAGUAUGACUAUAUCUGGUAACCUUGUUUUUGGCCUUCAGUUUUAUAAUGUUGGUCCUUAUAUCAGUGUUUUUUCGGUCUUCUAUUUUGAACUUAAAAGAGACUGUUGUAUGUAUUAUGAGAAGCCAUUCACGACUUGUUUCCCAACUCAUUGUGGUGUGUUUGAACUUUCUUUAUGACAUGUGUGCGCUUCACUCCUUAUCCGGUUCUUCUACAUAUUUACUCAUUGCCAAUGUGUAAUAGAUCAUUUAUCUGUUUGACCGAUGUGAAAUUUAUUAGUUGCUAUGACUCAGCGGUGAGACAGCCCAAUAUAUGAUCAUGUAACUCUUCUCUACCUUUUAAGUCAUCUUUGCACUGCUUUUGGCUAUUGAUUUUACAGUGAAUUGGAGGUUGCAGGUUGGUGGUACUGUAACAGAUGUCCUCAGGUACAUCCACCUUUGCCCUGUUUAGAACUUAAAAAAUUGUUUGGCGCAGGUUUACUAUGUAGUCUGUAAUAUGUUAAAUCUGUACAUCAAGCACACCCAUACAUGCAGAAAGGAUAUGUCCAUAGUAUGUUAAAUGAUCCAUGGAUAUGUCAUAAUUUUUGUAAGUUUAUUCAGAUGAUAAUUUGACAUACAAUGAACAUUGAUGACACUUCUAGUACAUACCCAACUGUGUAGUAUUAGGAGGUAUUAACAACAUAAACCUUGGAGUCGCAUCUUUCUCCCUUAUCAUAGCAUCUUUGAGUGGAAGGGAAGAUGUGUAUCGCAUCAUUUUCAUCAACUAGUGUCGGGGUCAAGCUAAUUCAUGGAUCCUUGUCCAGUAUUACUUACUCUCUAGGAAACUUGUCCUGUUCAUGACUUAUUUCUUUGGACCGGUUGCUUUACAUAUGCUCUUUCGGCUUACCCUGUAAGCUCAAAGUGUCACCUUUAGCUCUUCAUUUUCAGUUUGGGGCAAACAAACAGAAUUUGAGAACAUAAGAUCCUUCAAUGCCUUCUGUAUCCGGCAUUCAGGUUAAAUAAAGACCAGUUCUCAUUGGCUCUAAAGGCAACUUUACUGGAGAAAGAUGCCAGAAACUGCGAGGAUAAAGAUCAUGGUAGCCUUAAACAUGGUAUGCUUUCAUAUAUGAGUAGUGUGCUUAUUUCUUUAAACUGCAAGCACAGAACCUUGUUUUUCGUUGUGAUUGUACAUAUCGAAGUUCUAGACAAGCCCCUUUUUAAAGUCUUGGAUCUAUAUGUCCCUUGUAUUCAUGCAUGUUAAGUUGUUAACUGUCAUGAAUCUGGUUUAUGUUCUCCAUUUUUGGUCUUAACAUUCUUCUUCUCCCUAUUUAUAGUAGAAAUUACACUCUAAAGAUAUUUUCCAUUGUCUCAUGUUACUAAGGAUUUUCUGAUACUGAUUUGCCAAUUUGUUAUCUAUAAUCAUCUUCAAAUUGUGACCGUCAAGACAUUUACAUAUAUUCUCCAAUUUUGGCAGCAAUUUACUUUGUAGCAUCGAGUGUCACCAUAAAACAGAUUAAGAAUUUAAGAUAAGAAACGAAGGUUUAUUCUUUUCAUAAGGAUAUUACCAGAUGCUAUUGGAUGUUUAGAAUUGUAACUGCCAACAAUAUUUUAGUUCAUACCUUUUGCUAGCUUGAAUGGAAGCAAACAAGAUGUUUGCCAUUUUUUGAUUUGGCAAAAAUUUUGACAACCGAAUUGAGAAGUAAACAGUUGUGAGCAUCUCUUCCUUUUUUAUUGGUUUGUAACUAAGGCCAUGGCUUUCACACUAAGAUCAAAUUAAUUCCUUUCUCCUUGUUUUCUUCCGCCGUUGUUAUAAUUCUGGGAUUAGGAAAUAGUUAAUCUCUGUCCCCUUACCUGUUAAGUUUGUUCAGCUUUGCCGAGUUCAAACAGUUCAUAAUUUUAUGUCUUCUGCAUGUUUGUCUGUUAGGCUGCAUUUGUUUAUAAGAAUAGGACACUAAGACAUUGGCACAGAGACACAAAAUUGUGUUUGGCAAGUGAGAUAUGGACAGAGACAUUGUGUACUGGGACACUGAAUUAUUGUAUUUUGUGUCAUUCUUGUAAUCUUGUCAGAAAGCACACAGAGACAUUGGGCAGAGACAAUUUAUUUUUUCAUUUUUCCUUUUAUGAUCACUAUCAAAUUUUCGUAAGUACAUUUUUUUAUCAUUCUAUUUUUUAUUCUAAAUUUUGUGUGAAGGAAAAAAUGAAGAUAAAUUGAACUUUUUAUUGUUUUUUCUAUCUUAUAUUUAAUUUAUCACAAAACUAAAUACGAAAAUAUUAAUCUUUGUAUCUCUGUGCUUUUAUGUCUUAUUCUCAAUGUUUUCUCUUGUUCUAUUCUCAAAAUCAAACGCAAUCUUGGUGGCUCUGUGCAGACAAUGUCUCAGACCCAUAGACAUAGAUUUACAAAAGGUGUUUGGUAUUUGGAUUUAGAUAUAUAGAGGGGACCGUGGAGGAGGAGGAAAAGAGAGGGAAAAAACUACAGAAAAUUUCUUACCUCCUAAAUAGAGACAGAAAAUUGAAUCCAAAACUCUGCCUAAUAACUCCCCUCACCCCCCUUUUAUUUUUCUCCCACAACACGUGUUUGUGCUCCUAACUUUACCAGCAGUCACACUAGUUCACCACGAUCAUCACAUCACUAUAGCCCUGUGAAGGGACAAGACAUGUAUCCUAGUUGUAUUCCUACAAAUCUCAUCUGCUAGUUAUCAAAUCUGAAUUUGCAGUGAUAGAACUGCCCUAUAAGAUCAGGUACAUUCCUAUGUCAAAUGCAUGUGCUUUUGGUGGAUAAUACUAGCAAGUACAACUAUGGGUGUUAUACAUAGAUUUGAGUCUCCUAGUCAUUGAAUUGACUUUACUAUUUCUUGGUGAUUGUUGUGUUCUAAGUAUAAUUGUUAGAGUGGUAUUUAUGAAUAUAAAUACAUUAACUGUUGAGCUGUUCAAAUUUGUUAUUUAUGAGGAACUCAGUCACUACUAUGCUCAUAAUAAACAGAACUGCUGAAGAUGGCUGCUGUUUGGGCUGAGAUUUUAAGGACUGUUUUGGUGGGAAGUUUGUGGUCAUGUUUGGCAUUUUGCUUAUGGCUUUUAUUGUUAUCUUUCAGGGCCUAUUUUAUUUGGUGAGCGACAAAUUAUCACUUUGUGAAUAUAUAAAACAAAACAAAACAAAUAUAGUGGUCCAGUAAAACAUUGUUUCUGCCAAGUAUUGCAGCAUAUGCUCAGGUUUGUUCCAACAUUAUGAUAGUUUUAUAACAGCAGACAUGGACAGAAAAUUUCAAGUGGAGUGUACUCGGACAUAGUAUUAUUGUGGAAGUCAAAUCCCAAGGUUCAAGGUUCAUUAUUUGGUGGUUUCAAUGUAAAUUAUGCUGUGGUUGGUUGGUGUGUCUGCUUCAUGAUUAUCAGCAAUGACCAUUUAUCUACCAAAAAGAUGACUAUGCCUUUGAUGAAGAGAGAUGUUUGUUGUAUUGGAUUGGGUUGGAUUUCAGUAAGAUCGACAAUCGACUAAGAUCGACUGUCGUUGAAUGUAAUGGCCAAAAAUGGUCUUUACCCUUGAGCUUUUCUAAGAAGACUAAAAAAGCCAUCCUCUCCGAGCUUGAUGCAGCUUAGUUUCUUUUCUAGUACAUUGUUCUAGUUGAGAUAGAGAAAUGUAUUCCCAAGAUGGAAAAUUACACUUUUCCUAGUUGAAAAUAACAUGAUUGUGAUAGGCCAUAAAACUCAAUAAACAAAGGUGUUAGUUUAACUUUUUACUAGGUUUCCCAACAGGUGUUUACAUUACUUAAAUUGGAUCAGGGACCAUAAAAAAAUCUGAAUCAAUUGGUGCUGCAAAUAAUGAUAAAAUGUGGUAACAUGGUUUAACUAAGCUAGUAGCUUAGUGACAUGUAAGAAAUUACUUGGUGAAUCAUUGGUCAUAGGCAUUCUAUUGAAGUAUGUAGAAAUUCUUUUUCCAUAGUAUGCAAAUCUAAAUUACCAAGAGCUAAAGAAGCAGCAAAGUACUUAGACAAAUAAAAAGG